AUGAUGGUCAUCAUGAGAAAUUUAAGCAUAACUAUUUUAAGUCUUGUUCUUACAACGAUAGUCAUCGGAAAUGCCUACUAUCAAAAAAAGCAAUUUUUUCCUUCAGUAAUUUACAUAACAAAAUCUAACCCAAGUAUGGCUAUCCUAUAUAUUCAGGCAUUUAUUUUGGUGAUUCUAAUGGGCAAAUUGAUGAGAAAGGUAUUUUUUGGGGAAUUACGCCCAGUUGAAUUGGAGCAUUUGAUGGAAAGGUCUUGGUAUGCUGUGACUGAGACGUGCCUUGCUUUUACUGUCUUUAGGGAUGACUUUAGCCCUAAAUUCGUGGCACUUUUUACAUUACUUCUCUUCUUAAAAUCAUUUCAUUGGCUUGCUGAGGAAAGAGUUGACUUUAUGGAAAGAAGCCCCGUCAUAUCAAUGCUUUUUCAUAUCAGGAUUAUCUCUUUGCUUGUUGUCCUUGGAGCUUUAGAUUUAAAUUUUGUUAGUCAUGCUUAUCAAUCAACUCUUACAAAAGGAGCAUCAGUGCAGUUGGUUUUUGGUUUUGAAUAUGCGAUAUUGCUUACGAUAAUCCUGAAUAUUGUUAUUAAGUAUACUCUUCACUCCACGGAUCUACAUCGUGAAUUACCUUGGGAACAUAAAGCAGUAUUUCUGUUGUACACUGAAUUAAUAAUGGGUUUCAUAAAGGUUGUGCUUUAUGUACUGUUUGUGUUUAUAAUGAUCAGAAUAUAUACAUUACCUCUGUUUGCUUUUCGUCCAAUGUAUUACACCGUCAGGGCAUUCAAAAAAGCUUUCAAUGAUGUUAUCAUGUCAAGAAGAGCCAUUAGAAAUAUGAACACUCUUUAUCCUGAUGCUACUCCUGAGGAAUUAGCUGCUGCUGAUAAUGUAUGCAUAAUUUGUCGUGAAGAAAUGCAUGCUGGAGUGGCCUCAAAGAAGUUGCCAUGUAAUCAUAUAUUUCAUACUUCUUGCUUGCGAUCCUGGUUUCAAAGACAGCAAACAUGCCCAACAUGCAGGCUUAAUAUUUUAAGGACACCUGUUAAUACUCAACAAAAUCCACUUCCUCAGCAAAGAGUUCGUGAUCAACAACAUCAUCAGCAACAACCUAAUUUUCCAUGGACUAGAGAUGCAACUAACCAACAAAAUCUGAACAAUGCUCAAAAUGCAACUACAAAUAAUGGAGCUUCUAUUCCAGGGCCAUCUACAACUUUGCCUCCAAAUGUUACUUUACCAGAAAACUUCCAAUUUUUUUGCCCUCCGUUUCCACACAUACCUUUCAAUUUAGCUCCUCCAAUGCCUCCAUUUGAAAAUUUGUCUGAUGAAGAACUUAGAAGGCUUGAAAGUCAAACAAGAGAAGGAUUAGAAGCAAGGGUCCGUUGUUUACAGAAUAUUCAAACCCUUCUCGAUGUUUCAGUUGUUAUGUUACAACAGUAUUGUGCAGCAGCUGCUGUUGGGCAGCAGCAGAAUUCUGGCUCUUCUGAUAUUCCAUCUACCAAGGAAAAUGUACCAAUUCCAAAGGAAAAUGUUCCAUCUCCUAGCACAAGUAAUAGCAGCCCACAUGAAAAUUCCACAAACUUAGGAAAUCACUCAUGUAUAAAAGAAGACAAAAAUACUGAUCCAAAUUCUUCAACUAAUUUUACUUCUGCUCAGCAACUUUCAGAAAGUGGCAAAUCUUCCACACCUUUGAAUGAUGAAAUGCAAAAUUUGACCCGUGAACAAGAAUUAGCAAGGCAGCGAAGACUUGAAAUGUUUGAUAAUGUUAAACAUCCUUCUAGUUAA
Messenger RNA from Nezara viridula (southern green stink bug), 1767 nucleotides. Lineage: Eukaryota; Metazoa; Arthropoda; Insecta; Hemiptera; Pentatomidae. The record is from the annotation of a GenBank genome assembly.